AACCAUUGGUUUCAAAAUAAAGAAUGGAAUUUCGGUAUUCGCUUGUUGUGGAAAUACGGUCACCUUGGCUGACAAGCGAGGAAAAUUAUUUAUAUUUUAGAAUCCACGACGCUUCUUAUACGCAAAAAUUGUGUCAAAAUAUUGCAGUUUGCACAUCAAAUUGCGACGCUCAAAUGUCCCUCAGUGGCGGCCAACGCGGGCUAAUUUUGUGCGCAAUUGGUGGCCAACAAAAUGGUGUUAACACGGCAACCAAAUGAAUUGAUCAUAAAAAUAUAAGAGCAGCAGCACCGCGGCCAUCAUCAACAAAAAAGCAAAAAAACGCGAACGAAAACCACGAAACUGCGAUUUGUGUUGCACAGCAAGCCCAAUAAGGCUUUGCUUUUCCAUAAUAUAAUGUGCAAAAUGCAUUUCCAAAAGUGAAACACAUAGAGCUGAAAAUACAACAAAAAAAAGUAAAAGAAAAGCAAAGCAGCAAAAUUGCUGCCGCUGCUUUAGCGGUGGUGGUGCAAAAAGAACAUAAAAUCGGUGGCAAGAAGAAGAGCCGCCAAGUGAGAAAAAGUGAAAUAAAAAACAACGCUCUCUUGUUCGCGGUUUGUCGCGCGAAUCCACCGAAAUCAAUUUAUAAUCAUAUCAAAAAUCUAUAAUAUAGAAAAACAAAAAAAAAGGGAAAUAAAGAAAAAAUACUCGUCACAACAAUUAAAAACAACGUGCGCGUUGCCGCCGCAGCAUUUGCAUUGCUCUACUAGCUGCUGUUAUUUAUGCUACUGCUGCAGGUGCUUCAACUACAACAACAAUUACAAUAAGAAGCAGAAAUAGAAGAAGAAGGAGAACAUCAGCAAGCAGAACAACAACAACAAUAGUGACUACUAUCAACGUCCAUUGGCGCUGACGGCAGACAACGCGUAGAGUUGCCAGCUCCGUUGAAUAUAUUACGCUUGUCGCAUUGGCGACAUUUUCGAAAUUUCUUAAAUUUGCAGCAUGCUUUGGAUUCAACUGAAUUGGCUACAACUCUAUUAACUUGCCCCGCCACGACCCCUCCUAAGAGUCAACCUUAAUUUUAAUCAGAAGCGUCGCGAUCAGCCAACGAUCGACGACGCUAUUUAGAUAGGAAAUUUCGUUCGCUCCCCCGUAGUUAAAGAAAAGCUGCCACCAUUCGGAAGAAAAACACUUCGAAUAUGACCCACAAUAUCGGUAUGGCGCCAUAUCGUAUGCCGGGUCCAUCGGGCGGUCUAUGUCCGCCCGAUUUUAAGCCACCGCCACCUACGGAUAUCAUCUCGGCGCCGAGUAAUCCCAAGAAGCGGCGGAAAACCUCUAAUGCCGCUGCCAAUUCAGCUGCUGCUGCGGCAGCGGCGGCUGCAGCUGCCGCGGCCGCCGCUGCCAAUUCCAUGCAACAACAACAGCAACAACAACAGCAAUCGGCGCCACCAACCCCACAAGAUCUUUUGCCACCGCCGCCCAUGGGUGGUUUUGGUGAUACAAUCAUCGCAUCCAAUCCAUUCGAUGAUAGUCCCCAGGUUUCAGCGAUGUCUAGCUCUGCAGUCGCUGCCAUGGCGGCCAUGAAUCAAAUGGGCGGCGGCGGUGGACCCGGAGGACCAGGUGGCCCCGGUCCCGGUGGCCACUUUGGCGGCGGAGGACCGCAUGGCCAUUGGGAGGAGCGCAUGGGCAUGGGCAUGCAUCCGCAUAUGCAUCCGCAUGCGCAUCCUCAUUCACAUCCACAUCAUCCAGGCCAUGGGCCGCCGCCACCGCCGCAUCAUAUGGGUGGCCCGCCGUCAAUGCGGGGAAUGAGUCCGCUGGGACCGCAUCCGCAUGGUUUGGGACCUGGAGUUGGAUUACCACCGCACAUGAAUCAUGGACGAGGCGGAGGAGUCCCGAUGGGCAGCCCUAUGGGCGCCAUGGCAGGCAUGGGCGGCAUGAGUCCCAUGGGCAACAUGGGCGGACCAAGCAUAUCACCGCAUCACAUGGGCAUGGGUGGACUAUCGCCCAUGGGCGGCGGACCAAAUGGACCGAAUCCGCGUGCCAUGCAGGGAUCACCAAUGGGCGGCGGUCCUGGUGGCGGUGGCGGACCGUUGCCUGGCCAGAACUCGCCUAUGAACUCACUGCCAAUGGGCUCUCCGAUGGGCAAUCAAAUUGGAAGCCCGUUGGGGGGACCAGGACCUGGUCAACAGCAAGGACCACAACAGCAGCAGCAACAGCCACAAAACCCGCAACAGACGCACAUGAACAAUGGACAGAUGGGCCCGCCGCCUUUGCACAGUCCACUGGGCAAUGGACCCAGCAAUCACAGUCACAUGUCGCAGGGUGGCCCUGGGCCGGGUCCGGGUCCAGGAGGACCUGGUGGUUUAGUUGGACCCGGUGGCAUGUCACCGGCAAACAGUAACAACAACAUGAACAGCAACAACAACCAGAAUAAUAAUGGAAGUAAUGCCAAUAAUAGCAACAACAAUCAAAAUCCCCAUCCACAUUUGUCCCCACAUGCAGCGUCCGCUGGACGUUUGGGCCCAAUGCAAUCCAAUGGUCCUAUGUUGCCAGCCACAUCGACGGCGACGUCAGCGUCAGUAGUUGGACCUGGUGGAGCAGCGUCGUCAGCGACAUCAGCAACAACGACGACGACAUCGUCAACAGCAGCCGCCGCAGCAGCAGCAGCGACCACGUCAGUGCCUACGUCUUCACCAGCACCGCCCGCCAUGUCACCGCACCAUGCGCUUAAUAGCGCUGGUCCAAGUCCUGGCAUGCCAAAUUCAGGACCCAGUCCGCUGCAAUCACCGGCGCUCAGCGGCGGCUCUGGCGGCAACAACACCAACAACAAUGGACCCAUGAUGGGUCAGCAGAUGAACCCAAAUGUUCCUAUGCAGCAGCAACAACACCAGCAACACCAACAACAGCAACACGGCCCCAUGGGCGACCGGGUCCUGGGACCUGGACCUGGCAUGGGCAUGAAUCAAAUGCUGCCGCCACAGCAGCCACCGCAUCUAGGCGGCCCGCCUCAUCCGCAGCUCAUGAACCAUCCGCAUUCGCAUCCACAUUCGCACCCGCAACAUCCGCAUCAUCCACAUCCCGGCGGCCCACCACCACAUCAUAUGAUGGGAGGCCCCGGACCAGGCAUGCAUGGCGGCCCCGUGGUCCGGGGCGGCAUGCCACCGCAUAUGGGCGGUGGUGGCGGCAAUCCGCAUAUGAUGGGACCGCAUGGCAAUGCUGGUGGUCCCCACAUGGGCCACGGGCAUAUGGGCGGUGUACCGGGACCAGGGCCUGGUCCGGGCGGAAUGAAUGGUCCGCCACCGCAUCAUGGAAUGCCACCUCACCACGCAGCACACAACCAUCCACAUCAUCAUGGCCACGGACACAGUCCGAUGGGUGGACCAAAUAUGUUUGGUGGCGGCGUCGGCGGUCCAAUGGGACCCGGUCCCGGCCACAUGGGCAAUAUGGGUGGCGGCGGCGGUGGACCAAUGGGUCCUGGCGGUCCCAUGGGCAACAUGGUCGGACCGGGCGGUCCGAUGGGCAAACCGAUGACGAUGAGCGGUGGGAAAAUGUAUCCGCCGGGUCAACCAAUGGUCUUCAAUCCGCAGAAUCCAAAUGCGCCGCCCAUUUAUCCAUGUGGCAUGUGUCACAAGGAGGUGAACGACAACGAUGAGGCAGUCUUCUGUGAAUCCGGUUGUAAUUUUUUCUUUCACAGAACAUGUGUCGGCUUAACGGAGGCGGCCUUUCAAAUGCUCAACAAGGAGGUGUUUGCUGAGUGGUGCUGUGACAAGUGUGUGUCUUCCAAGCAUAUACCCAUGGUCAAGUUCAAGUGCUGAAGCAGCCCAUCAACCGCAAUUGCAACCACAACCACAACCGCAACCAAUAACAACAACACAUAGAACAACAACCACCAGCUAGCACUCAUUCACUCUGUAUAAAUAUAUCCAAGCAUUAACUAUUUUAAUUGUAGUCUUUAAGGCAAAAGAUAGAGAGAGCGAGAUUAGGGUUCCACAUCAUCAUAAUCAUCAUCAUAUACAUACAUAGAGAUAUGUGUGAGCUCAAUAAUAGUCAAAGGUCCCCAACGAAAUCAAAUCAAUCAAUCUUUAAGCGACGACUCAACUAACAUGGCCGAAGCACAGUGUUGUGACUUCUUCUAAAGCUUCGGCCUCCGCUCAAGACGCGCAUCCUUAAACAACAAACAAUACAAAAAAGAAACAAAAAAAAAAAACAAACAAAAAUCAAA
Molecule: messenger RNA, 4198 nt
Organism: Drosophila sulfurigaster albostrigata
Lineage: Eukaryota; Metazoa; Arthropoda; Insecta; Diptera; Drosophilidae
Gene: pygo
Product: protein pygopus
Source: RefSeq, a predicted model, not a curated record